ACAUGCGACCACAACGGACGCGCUAUCUUUUCUGACUUCAUCCGCCAAAUUACCAACGAAAACGAUCUUAAGCCGCUCUGAAGGCUGCCGGUGAAGAGUUACAAGCUGUCCAAGCAAUGUUGGAUGCGGCGCAAGCGAAGAUGCAAGCUCUGCUGGAAGGCAUCGCAAAAUUGAACGCGUACUUGCAGGAGAAGGAAGACGAGAAAUUCCGCAUGGAGACAGACAUUAACGCGUGCCUCGCACGUAUGGAUCGAGCGAACAGAUUGCUGCACGGGAUGUCGAGCGAACGCGUGCGCUGGGUGAAUACCAUCAAGGAGUUGGCCGUCGCCAACGUCAACCUCAUCGGGGACAUCCUGCUCAGCGCCUGCGCUGUUGGCUACAUAACACCAUUCACAGAUGAGUACCGACGCGACCUUCUGCGACGUUGGAUUGACCACAUAAAAGAAGUCGGUGUGCCGCAUUCAGAAGGUGGAACUCCUUUGUCUAUACUUGGAGAUGCCGUACAAAUCAGGACGUGGCAGAUGUACGGGCUGCCGCGCGACCCAAUGUCUGUGGAAUCCGCGGUGCUGAUGUCCAACUCGCGCCGCUGGCCGCUCAUCAUCGACCCGCAGACGCAGGCCAACAAAUGGAUCCGGGCUAUGGGCAAACUGGAAGGGCUGAUAGUAUGCAAACCGAACGACCGCGAUUUGCUGCGCAGCUUCGAGUCGGGGCUGCGUUUCGGCAAGCCGAUCCUGCUUGAGAAUGUCGGGCAAGAGGUCGACCCUGCACUCGACCCCGUGCUCAAGCGCCAAUACUUCCGUCAAGCAGGCCAGCUGGUUCUGAAACUAGGCGACUCGAUAAUCCCAUUCAUGCCGGGCUUCCGCCUGUACAUGACCACCAAGUUGCCCAAUCCCAAGUACACGCCUGAGACUUCCGUCAAAGUGCAAGUCGUCAACUUCGCGCUUGUGCCCAGUGGCUUAGAAGAACAGCUGUUGGCAAUAGUGGUAGCUCAAGAACGGCCGGAUCUGGAGGAGUUACGCGGGCAGCUGAUCGUAUCGCGCGCGCAGAUGGCGCAGCAACUGGCCGAAAUGCAGUCCGACAUCUUGUACGGCCUGUCCAACAGCGAAGGCUCGCCGGUAGAUGACUUGCCACUCAUCUUAACGCUAGAGGCUAUCAAAGUCAAGAGUGCUGAAAUUCACAUAAAAGUAGCAGACAUUGAACGCACGACGAUCGAGAUAGACGAGGCUCGUCAAGAUUACGUACCAGUAGCCAACCGUGGACAGAUACUGUUCUUCUGCCUUUCGGGCAUGGCCAAUGUUGAUCCUAUGUACCAGUAUUCAUUGGAGUGGUUUGUCAAGCUAUUCAUUCGGGCUAUGGCAGAGACUGAGCCCAAUGAGGACAUAAUCGAGCGCGUGGAAACGAUAAUCCACCACUUCACGUUCAUUCUGUACUCGAACGUAUGCCGUUCGCUAUUCGAGAGACACAAGCUACUGUUCGCUUUUCUCAUGUGCGUGCGAAUACUGCUCGACAAGGGCACUAUUAAGCUUUCUGAAUUCAACUUUCUGCUAAUGGGCGCUAAGGUCGAAGAGGAGUCAGAGAACCCGGAACCCAAAUGGAUAUCAGAGCGCAUGUGGUUGGAGUUGCAACAGCUCGCAUCUCUGCCUACAAUGCACGAGUUCGUCGUCGACAUUUUUCCGCAGCAGUUGAAAUUCUUUCGGAAUUACUAUGACGCCUGGAACCCGCACAAGCUACCGUUGCCGAAGCCGCUGGACACGCAGAUAGACCCAUUCCAGAAGUUAUUGAUAGUGAAAUGCCUUCGCCCGGACAAGCUUGUGCCUGCCAUGCUGGACUACGUGGUAGUGGGCCUAGGAGCGCGCUUUGUGGAACCGCAGCCGGCAGAUCUGGCUGCGCUAUACGCAGAAUCUGACCCGCUCUCGCCCAUCAUCUUUGUGCUUUCUACCGGAACAGACCCUGCUGCUGAUCUUUUAAAGUUCGCUGACAAAAUGAAAAUGGGUAAACGUUUCGAGAGCAUCUCGUUAGGCCAGGGGCAAGGCCCGCUCGCUGAGGCCAUGAUGCGUGCGGGCUGUGACUUCGGCAACUGGGUCUUCUUCCAGAAUUGCCACCUGUCACCGUCGUGGAUGCCGGUCCUGGAAGUGAACGUGGAGCACAUCUCUCCUGAGGUGGUGCACAAAGAUUUCCGCCUCUGGCUCACCUCCACGCCCUCCCCUCACUUUCCCGUCGCCCUCUUGCAGAAUGGGUACAAGAUGACUGUGGAGCCUCCUCGGGGCAUCAAAGCCAACUUGCUGAAGGCCUACAUCAAUCAAGUACCAGAUUUCGCCGACUACAUAGGUUCUGGUGAUCCCAAAGUACCCAAUUUUAAGUGGAUGCUGUUCUCGCUAUGCUUGUUCCACGGCGUGGUGCUGGAGCGACGUAAGUUCGGACCUCUCGGGUUUAACAUCCCGUACGAGUUCACUGACGGCGACCUGCGUAUCUGCAUCUCACAGCUGCACAUGUUCCUCAACGAGUAUGCAGACGUACCUCUUAGGAUGCUGACAUAUACUGCGGGGCACAUUAACUACGGCGGGCGCGUGACGGACGACUGGGACCGGCGCUGUCUGCUUUUCCUCCUCGCUGACUAUUACAAUCUCAACGUGCUGUCCGACCGGUACACUUUCGAUGAGAGCGGCGCCUACAAACAGCAAAAUGCAUCGGCGUCUAUCGACGACUACACGAAGUACAUCCGUACUUUGCCGUUGACGGACGAGCCGGCCCUCUUCGGGUUGCAUUCCAAUGCCAACAUCUCCUACGCCAUGUCCGAGACUAACACCAAUCUUAGGACCUUGUGCAAUCUGCAGCCAAAAGAAGCGGUAGGCACUACUUCCGGAGACCUUUCGCCUGAGGAGAUGACAGAAAAAGCGGCCAAAGACGUCCUUGACGUCCUGCCGGCCUUACUUGACGUCAAAUACAUAUCUGCCACAUACCCAGUGUCGUACAAAGAAUCGCUCAACACAGUCUUAGUUCAAGAAGCAAUCCGGUACAAUAAGCUUUUGACAGUUAUACGAUCUUCAUUGCAGGACCUGCUGAAGGCACUCAAAGGUUUGGUGGUGAUGUCUGAAGCACUAGAGAGCAUGUCCAACAGCCUUGCCAAGAACGUGGUGCCCGUCAUGUGGAGUUCCAAAGCCUAUCCUAGUCUCAAGCCGCUCGCGGCCUGGGUGAAAGACAUGUGUCUGCGAGUGGUAUUUAUGCAGCAGUGGGUGGACACGGGUAUCCCCAAGGUGUUCUGGAUUUCGGGCUUCUAUUUCCCUCAGGCCUUCCUCACCGGCGCGCUGCAGAACUACGCCCGGAAGCACGUCAUCGCCAUCGACACUAUCGGAUAUGCCUUUGAGCCGAUGUCCGCUGCGCCGGCCAAGCGGCCCGACGACGGCUGCUGCGUGCGAGGGCUGUUCCUCGAAGGCGCCCGCUGGAACAGCGCGGAACUCGCUCUGGAGGAGUCCAAACCCAAGGAGUUGUACACCGAAAUGGCGAUAAUUUACAUGAAACCGGAGCGCGAACACAAGCUGAAGGAGGGCUUGUACGAAUGUCCGACGUACAAGACUCUGCUUCGCGCCGGGACACUGUCCACGACGGGGCACUCCACCAACUACGUCAUGACCAUCGAGCUGCCCACGCAGAAGCCGCAGGCGCACUGGAUCAAGCGCGGCGUGGCGCUCUUCUGCGCAUUGGAUUAUUAAGGACUUCGGGAAAAUUUGGAAACCCGA
Molecule: messenger RNA, 3737 nt
Organism: Hyposmocoma kahamanoa
Lineage: Eukaryota; Metazoa; Arthropoda; Insecta; Lepidoptera; Cosmopterigidae
Product: dynein heavy chain 1, axonemal-like
Exons: 27
Coding region: 117-3710 (1197 amino acids)
Biological process (GO): microtubule-based movement
Cellular component (GO): dynein complex
Molecular function (GO): minus-end-directed microtubule motor activity; dynein intermediate chain binding; dynein light intermediate chain binding
Source: RefSeq, a predicted model, not a curated record